CCUCACACACACAACACACACACACCCGGCGGCGGCGGCACAAACACCUCGGAGCGGCCUCUCUAUCUCUCUCUCUCUCUGUGUCUCUCUCCUCACACGGAGCCGGCGGCGCCAUACACACACACACACAUAUCUUCACAUACAUACUUACUCGUGAGGGAGCAGCGGUGGCGGCGGCGGCAUUAGCAACGAUGAUGGUCGGGGAAAUGGAAGCCAAGGAGAAGCCGAGACCCAGUCCCGACUACUUGAUGCAGCUGAUGAACGACAAGAAGCUCAUGUCGAGCCUGCCCAACUUCUGCGGCAUCUUCACCCACCUGGAGCGGCUGCUGGACGAAGAAAUAAGCAGAGUACGAAAGGACAUGUAUACAGAUACAAUGAAUGGCCUUGUUGAUAAGCUGCCAAUGGACCUACCAGAUCCCAUAGGACCUAUUAUGCAGUUACAAGAAAAACUAUUUGUGCCUGUGAAAGAAUAUCCAGAUUUUAACUUUGUGGGCAGAAUUCUUGGCCCAAGAGGACUCACUGCGAAACAACUGGAAGCAGAGACUGGGUGCAAGAUCAUGGUGAGAGGAAAAAGUUCAAUGAGAGACAAGAAGAAGGAAGAGCAAAACCGAGGCAAACCCAAUUGGGAGCAUCUGAAUGAAGACCUCCAUGUAUUAAUAACUGUUGAAGAUACUCAAGACCGAGCAGAACUGAAGUUACGAAGAGCUGUAGAAGAGGUCAAAAAACUUCUGGUGCCUGCACAGGCGGAGGGUGAAGACAAUUUGAAGAAGAUGCAACUGAUGGAGCUAGCGAUUCUUAAUGGUACCUACAGAGAUGCCAAUAUCAAAGCACCUACCCUUGCCUUUUCUCUUGCAGCAACAGCACAGGGUCCACGGCUCAUAACUGGACCAGGUGCACCUAUGCUUCCACCAGCUGCCUUGCGUGCCUCUACGCCAGCUGGCCCUGCCAUUAUGAAUAUCAUUAGGCCAAUUCAGACAACUGCAGUUAUGCCUAAUGGAACCCCUCAUCCAGCUGCCUUAGUACCACCUUCACCAGAGGCUGGUAUAAUAUAUACAACACCCUACGACUACCCAUAUGCUUUGACACCAGCCGGAUCUCUACUGGAAUAUCCAAUGGAGCCGAGUGGGGUUCUAGGUGCGAUGGCAACUAAAGUUCGGAGGCAUGAUUCGCGUGUCCAUCCUUACCAAAGGAUUGUGACCGCAGACCGAGACCUUCAGGGCUGGAUGAAUCCAUUGGUCCUGGGUCCUGGGCCCUACAAAAAUCUGGCAGGACCACAAUUCAAAUUGUACGAGACCAAAGGAUCACCAUCUCAACAGUACUCACUGCCACAAGCAACUAACCCAUGACCUUUGACCUCUGAACUCUUCACCCAAUGAUGACCUGACCAUGCCUGUCCGCUGAUCAGUUAACUGGUUGCCGCCUAUGCUUGCCUGUCUUCAAUACAGCGAGCUACGGCACUGUCUGUUCGUCUCGUUACUUAACAACGUUUAUCUAAAAAGCUCCAGCCUCCGCUUUUCUGGUUGGGUGAAUGUGGUGCCAGAUUCCGCACUGAAUAAUACUAAAGCAAUAAGUCCAGUUCAUCCCUCACCACUGUUUCUCAGUGAUCAUCUCUUUAAAAAGAUUCUCCCUAAACGAAUGGUAAGAAAGGUCUCUAAACAGCACUGGCAAAGGAUUGAGCACUGUUCAGGCAGUUGCCACCGGACAAAUGUGAUGGAGAUCCGAUGUAAUUUAUGUUAUAGUUACAAACUCUUUGACCGCAUUUGUGAUGAUGCAUUAUGAAUGAACCUUGGGUCAAGUAUAUUGGGAAGAGUUCAGUGCUGACAAGGUACACUGCAAUUAUGAACAAAGAUUUAGUAUUUCAUUAAGAGUACCUUAGGGUUUUUCUUUUGCCAAACACUCAAUCCCAUUCACUUUCUCGCUAUCUAGGAGCCACGGCAGAAUUGUUCAGUAUUGCCAGCCACGAAACAAAUGUUACAAGAUAUAGAAGCAGUUAAAGAAUAGUGAAAAUAUCAGCAUUACAUGAUAAAUUCAACAAUUAAUUUUAUGGGAUUUUUUUUUUAAACUCUUAUCGGUUCUGAUCAGAGGCACCCCUCCCCAUAUUAAUUAAAUGCCAGUUAGUACACUUGUUUUACACUUCUCUUUCUGCUACAUGAAACACAUCACCUUAGUGUCCUACUUAAAGUUCAAUAAAUCUUUCCCCAUCUUCCAAGGGCUCAAUUCUAUUGUAGAUUUGAGACGAGAGACUGCAGAUGUUUGAAUUUUGAGCAAGAAAUAGAUUGCUGGAGAGACUCGGCGGGUCAGGCAGCAUCUGUAGGAGAGAAAUGGAUAGAGGUCUUGUCCUAAAGGUCUUGUCCCACUCCUUCCCCUCGCCUUUAUCUACCAGUUAUCUCCUCUCUUCUCCAUAAGUUUGGAGGAGGGUCCCAACCUGAAACGUCAUCCAUCCAUUUCCCUCCACAGUUGAUGCCUGACCCGCUGACUUCCUGAAGCAAUUUUUUAACGUAGAUUUUAGCUUGAUUCUCUGAUAUUGAAAGUACAGAUAUCAAGGUCAUAUUACUUCCCCAUUAUUAACACAUCUGGGUUAGAAUUGCUUUUUGCUAAACAUGCAGUGUGCUUGUUGAACUGCUUAUCAAAUUUGUUUGAUUGACUUUUGCAAACUUUCUGUGUGUUACAUUACUAAAUUGGAUGUUUAAUGCAUAGAAUAGAAGGCAAAUGUUUGCCCUUUAUCCCCAAUUACUGUUGCGCACAGUGAAUGGAAAAUGCCUGGCAGUGUUCCCUUCACUACCCCACACCGCUCCCCCCCCCCCCCCCCCCCCCCCCCCACUUACUGAUUUGUUUUGUCAUCUGAGCUUCCUACAUUUAUCUAACGUGCUAGUUUGCAUUCUAGCUCAGCCUAGGAAAAGCCAGUGCCAUUCUGACUGUUCAUGUAUAUCUUGACAUGGAGGUCCAUUCAUAAUGUGUCACAUUUCUGGAUGCAAAAAAAAUCUGUUCUAAUUCUCUUCGUAAAUGGACACUUCUUUCAGAAGGAUGUGAAAGCCAUGCUUGCCUAUUCUAUUUACUAUAUAUGUUAUAAAAGUGUAGAUAAGUACAGUGCAUUUAAACCACAGAGGAAAAAAAACUAGAUACUUUUACAGGGUGCUGGUGAAGAAAUAUAUAUUUUUGACAAUUUAGCUUUUUAUACUUACUUGCAGUAACAAAAUACAAAAACUAAAAAAAAAAGUAAAGGAAGUGAUGCUGGAUGGUUAUGGUAAUAAGAAAAACUGAAGACCAAAACAGUAUAUCUAAGAUUUUGCAGGAUUGUGGGUGAGAAGAGAGAUAGCAUUAAGAAAGCAAAAUAGUGCCUUAUACAUGCCUGGUCAUUUUGUAAGUGUCUAAUAACAUAUCGUUUGAUUAAUUCUGCUGCAUGUCAGUCCAUUAAUUAGAGAGAAGGGAAGUAGUCUUAAUUGGCAAAGCUAUUCAAAAAGAUAAAACAGUUGUGUGAAGCUACUCCCAUAACAUGAGAUUAGGCCUGUUCAAUUCAUUGAUUCUAUGCAACAAGUGUGAAAUAGUUUCUUAACCAGCUUCUAUUUUGUGCCACCAUUGGUGUCUUCCUAAGUUGAACAUAUUUCAAUUUUUCUCAUUGUGCCAUUUUUUUCCCCUCACAAAAUCAAAGCCUUUUUUUUGGUUUGCUUAAAAUCCGAGAAUGUUUUCUCAUGGUCACUUACAAAAUGAAAACCACCCUGGCUUAGUAUUGCCUGGUUAACUAGAGGCAGAGAAAACCAGCUCUUAUCACUAAAACUACUACAAUGCUGCAGUGUGACUAGAACAAAGUGCAUAAGAACAAAUUUGAAAUGUUUAUUUCUUGCUGCCCUUCAAUAUUUUACUUCUGUCAGUUCUCAUUGAGUUUACAUCCGUUGUAUGAACUCAAUAUUUUGUCAGUGUUAUUUUUUUGUAAACGAAACAUGAAAAUGUUUAACAGUAUUAUAUAUUCCCUCAGUUACAUUAAGGAAAUGGCUCAAAGACACUGCUGUUACGUGAUGGCUGGUUGAAUGCAAAGCAAUUACAUAUGCUGUGUACAAUAUUUAACAUAUUGCCUACACGUGUAUAGUAUUGUAAUUACCACCAUUGUUACAAGUUUAUAAUGUAUUUUUCUAUCUUCAUUUUGUAUGUAUAUUGUAUACCAUUUACAAUUUUUCUUCCAGAUUUGAGGCCACUGUGGUUUUGAUAGCCAAAAACCAUUGCAGAAUUAUCGUAAUCAUAUUCUUUAUCAUUGGGAGUGUUGCCUUUUCUGACUUGUUAACUCAUUAUCCAUUUAAUAAGUUUCUUGUUAAAAAAAUGUUUUUACAUGCUUGCAUUUUAUUUCAUGGUGUUUGCUGUUUCUAUUAACCCUGGCAUUUAUUUUAAUAAACGUUAUAGUACAAAUCUA
Leucoraja erinaceus (little skate) is the source of this 4402-nucleotide messenger RNA. RefSeq names its product QKI, KH domain containing, RNA binding a (gene qkia). The record is from RefSeq and is a predicted model, not a curated record. NCBI's taxonomy places the organism in Eukaryota, Metazoa, Chordata, Chondrichthyes, Rajiformes, Rajidae. The transcript is spliced from 9 exons. Gene Ontology annotation, biological process: regulation of mRNA splicing, via spliceosome. Gene Ontology annotation, molecular function: mRNA binding. Bases 192 to 1346 code for a protein of 384 amino acids. Gene Ontology annotation, cellular component: nucleus.